UAUUCUAGUAUCUGCUUAUUUGAAGUAGGUGAUCCUCGCUGUCGCCCUUCCACCUGCCUAUAUCUCCUAUCUCGUUUUUCUGCUUCGCAUACGAGCUGGGUUUCUCACCUCCCAGCUUACCUCCCUCGCCGUGCAAAAGUUCCUGCUCUAUUUUCCCACUAUGACGUUGGCAAAACGCGCUGCCACGCUGGCCCUAGCGGGCAUCGGCGUGGCGUUCGCCAUCGUCUCGUGCUGCUACAUGGCCGACAAUUACCUCGUCAUCUCGCACCCCACGCUCUGCGGUGGCGUCUCGAACGGGACUCUCUGCUCCGAGGAGUUCCGCGCCGCUCGCCGCCAGCUCGGCGUGCUGCCUCAGGCGGCGGACAGAGUCACCGCCGCGAUGGUUUCCACCGUGGCGAUUCAGGUCCGCGCGAUUAUCGCCACCGCGGCGGAGAUUAAGCGCGCCAACGUGCGGCAGAACCACUUCGUGAACGUCGUCGCGGACGACUGCAGCACGCAGGGCGGCAUCGCGCUGCGGUAUCUGGGCCGCACGAUGGACGCGAUCAACUCCAACAGCCAGCACCAUGACCGCGCGUUCUGGCUGUCCGCCGCCAGCACGCAAGUUGGCAACUGCGUGGAUGGAUUCAAGUCGCUCGCGCCCUCCGCCACGUUCCAACCCGCCUUCGUGCAUCUCGAGACUGUCGCUAACAAGGCUAGCGACACGCUGGAAGCCGUCGUCGCCAUCGCCAAGAAGGCUGCGCCAGCCCCUGCGACAAACACCGGCCUUGGAGGCCUCUUUCCCAAGUUCGGUCGCAAACUUGCGUCGCCCGAGUCCACAACCGUCGCAGGAGGCAUGAAGUGGCUGGACGAUGACUUCGUCGCACAGUUGCGACAGCUGCAGGCGGAGCUGAACGCCCUGGGCGACGACGUUCACGAGCACGUCGCACGGCGACAGCUGCACCACCGGCAUCAUGAUAACAACGACAAGCAAGAUAAGAAGAAUAAGGAUAGCGGCAGCAGCGGUAGCAGCAGCAAGAGCAGCAAGAACAAGGGCGGGAAAUCUAAGGGCAGCAAGGGCAGCAACGCGAAACCAACCUCGGGGCCCAUUAUUGCAAGCAAGGGGCUUCGUGCGAACGCCGUCGUGAAAGGGUCGAUCCAAGACGCCGUCGACGCCGCACCCGGUGGCAACCGCUACGUGAUCUACGUUCCCGCCGGCACCUACAAGGAGCAGGUCGUUGUAGAUACGCCCGAUAUUAUCCUUAUCGGGGCGGGGGCGGGCUCUACAGUGGUCACGUACGAUGAGAGCUACGGCAGCGGGUCGAGCACGUUCGAUUCGGCUACGUUCGGCGUGAACAGUGACCGGUUUGUCGUGUUCGGGAUGAAAUUUGUCAACACUGCCGGCCCAGACAACCACCAGGCUGUAGCGUUCCGCUCUACGGGCGACCAGUCGGCGGCGAUCGACUGUUCGUUCGAGGGCUCGCAAGAUACAUUGUACGUGGACGCGGGUCGGCAGUACUACAAGAACUGCUACAUCGGCGGGACUCAGGACUUCAUUUUCGGCGACGCGGCGGCGGUGAUCGAAAACGCGAAGAUUCAGCUACAUCCGAGCUCGUCCUUCAUCACCCUCACGGCGUCGGGUCGCGCCAAGGACACGCCGACGGGGAUCGUGAUCCGCGACUCGGUGGUGAGCGCGGAUAAGGGUGCGGCGAAGGCGUUCCUCGGGCGGCCGUGGAAGAAGUGCGCCUUCACUGUCUUCGUGAACACCGUGCUGCCCGCCGUUAUUCAGCCCGACGGGUGGUUGUCGUGGAACGAGGGCAGCUGCAUGUUCCUCGCCGAGUCGGGCAGCAAAGGGCCCGGCGCAAAAUCGUCCCGUGCGGACUGGGUCGACCCUGGGAUCAUCUCGAGCGCGUCACAAUACACCGCCAGCAGUUUCGCCGAGGUCAACUCGUGGCUCACCCUCGCGUGAACGGAGUCGAUCCACUCGUUACUGUAGCGGAAAUGAUUUUUGACGAGGCAUGGCUUGAGCUGGCCCUGCCAUGCUGGGCGAACCAACUUUCUGAGGUCUAGAGGUAGUUAUGGCGCGUUUCGAGCUUGUGAUUCAGGCGCUAACCUGUUGUAGGUUUGAUCUGUUCCUAUUGUUAGAUGAUUAAGACACCUUCCUCGUUUUCUAUGCUUAGGUGGUGUUUCAAGUCAUCAAUA
Closterium sp. NIES-67 is the source of this 2178-nucleotide messenger RNA. NCBI's taxonomy places the organism in Eukaryota, Viridiplantae, Streptophyta, Zygnematophyceae, Desmidiales, Closteriaceae. The record is from the annotation of a GenBank genome assembly.